Salvelinus namaycush (lake trout) is the source of this 10435-nucleotide messenger RNA. Its product is annotated as vacuolar protein sorting-associated protein 13C-like. The record is from RefSeq and is a predicted model, not a curated record. Gene Ontology annotation, cellular component: extrinsic component of membrane. Gene Ontology annotation, biological process: protein retention in Golgi apparatus; protein targeting to vacuole; mitochondrion organization. NCBI's taxonomy places the organism in Eukaryota, Metazoa, Chordata, Actinopteri, Salmoniformes, Salmonidae. The transcript has 66 exons. Bases 1 to 10155 code for a protein of 3384 amino acids.
AUGUAUGGCCUGUUUAAGACUUUAUUGGAAGGUGAGGAGUGGAAGACAGCCCGUCAACGUGGUUCCUCUAUACAGCACAUCCUGCAGCCCAUGGACUUCAACCUGCAGCUGGCCAAAUGCAUGGUGGAGAAGGACACCAGGAUGGCUAGAUUCAAGGUGUCUGGAGAACUGCCUCUCCUCCAUGUGAAGAUCUCAGACCAGAAGAUCCAGGGAGUGUUGGACCUGGUCAACAGCAUCCCCCUGCCCCAGAGUGAUUCCACCCCUUCCACCCCCACCCAGAAGAUGCCGUGUUUGUCUGAGGCCAGGCCCAACGUCCUGGGUUUACAGACCCCAGUGCUGCUGGAUGCAAUAGAGACAGACUCAGAUGGUGAGUCGUAUUAUAUGUCUGUGGAUGAGGAACACCAACCCUCUGUCACAGAGGAGCUGACUGACCUGCACUUCAAGUUUGAAGUCAAAGCGUGGGAAUCGAACCCACAACUCUGGGGUUGCAAGCGCUAUGCUCUACAGGACCACAGGACCACAGGGUCACAGGACCACAGGGUCACAGGGUCACAGGACCACAGGACCACAGGGUCACAGGACCACAGGACCACAGGGUCACAGGACCACAGGGUCACAGGACCACAGGACCACAGGGUCACAGGACCACAGGGUCACAGGGUCACAGGACCACAGGGUCACAGGACCACAGGGUCACAGGGUCGCAGGACCACGGGGUCACAGGACCACGGGGUCGCAGGACCACUGGGUCACAGGGUCGCAGGACCACAGGACCACGGGGUCACAGGACCACGGGGUCACAGGACCACGGGGUCACAGGACCACGGGGUCACAGGACCACGGGGUCGCAGGACCACAGGACCACGUGGUCACAGGACCACGGGGUCACAGGACCACGGGGUCGCAGGACCACUGGGUCACAGGGUCGCAGGACCACAGGGUCGCAGGACCACAGGGUCGCAGGACUACAGGACCACGGGGUCACAGGACCACGGGGUCGCAGGACCACAGGGUCGCAGGACCACAGGACCACGGGGUCACAGGACCACGGGGUCGCAGGACCACUGGGUCACAGGGUCGCAGGACCACAGGGUCGCAGGACCACAGGGUCGCAGGACCACAGGACCACGGGGUCACAGGACCACGGGGUCGCAGGACCACUGGGUCGCAGGACCACUGGGUCACAGGGUCGCAGGACCACAGGGUCGCAGGACCACAGGACCACGGGGUCACAGGACCACGGGGUCACAGGACCACGGGGUCGCAGGACCACUGGGUCACAGGGUCGCAGGACCACUGGGUCACAGGGUCGCAGGACCACAGGACCACAGGGUCACAGGACCACAGGACCACAGGGUCACAGGGUCACAGGACCACAGGGUCACAGGGUCACAGGACCACAGGGUCACAGGACCACAGGACCACAGGACCACAGGACCACAGGGUCACAGGACCACGGGGUCACAGGACCACGGGGUCACAGGACCACAGGACCACGGGGUCACUGGACCACAGGGUCACUGGACCACUGGACCACAGGACCACUGUCUAAAGCGUUAUCAUGUUAUUGAGGUGUUGUUUGGUGACGUUCUCCAGGUGCUGUUGGAGUUGACGCGUCAGGCUGACCAGGAGAACACCCUGUUAGCCCUCAGCGUGUCUCAGCUGGGAGCAGAGGGCAAGAUGAGAACCUAUGACCUCACCAUCACAGCCUACCUCCGUAAAGUAGGACUGGACUACUGUGAGAUACGAGACUCCAAUAACCAGCCUCUGCACCUGAUCAGCUCCUCAGACAAGCACGGCUCUGACCUGCUCAAAGUGGAGUACACCAAAGCUGAUAUCAACGGGCCUAAUUUCCAGACCACGUUUGACAACACUGAGCAAAACCUGAAGGUGGAGUUGUCGUCUCUAGACUUUCUCCUCCACACCAAAGCGCUCCUCUCCACCAUCAACUAUCUGAACACAGCCGUACCCCAGGAUGACCAAAACAUCAGCCAGGAAACUAGUAUUAACUCUGUUCAAAUGUCGUUUCAUCGUUCUCGUCCUUCAGUGUCGAAAGGAGCAAAAUACGGCAAUGUGUUCAACUUCAAACUGUUUGCUAAGCUGGGGUCAUUCCGUGUGGAGGUCUGUGAUGACCGGAGGAACAUGGCUGACAUCAGGAUACAAGGUAUUGAUGGGUCAGUGUUGGUCCAAGCCAAAGAGACAGCGGUGUUCGCCAGGCUCAGGGACAUAGUGGUGCUGGAUGUUGACCCCAAAACCAUCCACAAAAAGGCCGUCUCCAUCGUGGGCGAGGAGGUGUUCAGCUUUCAGAUGUCCCUGUAUCCCAGCGCCACGGAGGGAGAGGGUUACUCAGACACCUCCAAGGUGGACGGGAAGGUUACCAUGAGGCUGGGCUGCAUCCAGAUCGUCUACCUGCACAAGUUCCUCAUGUCUCUACUGACGUUUCUGGACAACUUCCAGACGGCCAAAGAGGCGUUGAGUGUGGCCACGGCCCAGGCAGCAGAGAAGGCAGCCUCCAGCGUCAGGGACUUUGCCCAGAAGAGUUUCCGUCUCUCCAUGGACAUCAGGCUGAAGGCCCCUCUCAUCGUCAUCCCCCAGUCCUCCACCUCACACAAUGCGUUUGUGGUGGACUUGGGGCUCAUCACGGUGGGGAACAGUUUCAGUCUGAUUUCGGCUGAAGGGUUCCCGCUCCCCGCUGUGUUGGACACGAUGGAUGUUAAGCUCACUCAGCUCAAACUGUCCAGGACCACGCUGAAACAAGGCUCCCCACAGACAGACGUUGAGAUCCUUCAGCCAAUCAAUUUAGAGCUUCUGGUCAAACGGAACCUGGCCUCUUCCUGGUACAACAAGAUCCCUGGAGUAGAAGUUCAGGGAAUGCUCAAGUCUAUGAAUAUGGCUCUAGGUCAGGAGGACUUUGGUGUUCUGAUGAAGAUACUGGGGGAGAACAUCGGAGAGGGCAGCAAGGAGCACAUCAUGGAUGUCAAGAAACAAGUAGCCCAAGACAAGGCAGAGCAGGCUGAGCAGCACCAGCUGGAGGUGAAUGAGGUGGGGUGUCUACCUGUGGAGGCUGGAGGAGGACAGCCUGCCGCUGUCACCAAUGGAGGAGGACUGGGGGAAAACAUCGUCAAUAUGCUGCUCAACCUGGAGAUUAAGGAGGUGGUUCUGAAGCUGAAGAAGUCCAGGUCAGAUCAGAAGGAGAGUCCGUUCCUGGUUCUCCACGUAGCCCAGCUGGGCAUCCACACCAAUGUCAGGAAGUACGACAUGGUGGCCACAACGUACAUCAAGAAAAUCUCUAUGAAGUGCCUGGAGUUUUCAGAUUCCAACGAUGAACCACUGUGUCUGAUCAGUUCCUCUGUGGAGUCGGGUGCUGAUCUUCUCAAAGUGGAAUACUUCAAGGCUGACAGAAAUGGGCCAAACUUUGCCGCUGUUCACAAGAAUACUGAGCAGAUGAUCAAUGUGACCUUCACCUCCCUGGAUCUACUGCUUCACACGGAGGCUCUCCUCUCCACCAUAGACUUCCUGUCUUCAGCCCUGUCCUCCGGCAGCCUGCCCCCCUCACCAGAGGAGCCUAAGCAGAAGUCUGAGGAGAGCAGCAGGGCCAUCUCCGCCAAGUCAACGGCUCUAGGUUCUCCGUCGGACGGUGACGUCAUCGACCUGAAGGUGAUGAUGCAGCUGGGGGCGUUCAACGUCCUAGUGUGUGAUCAGAACUGCAGCAUGGCUGAUAUCAAGAUACAAGGUUUCAAUGGAUCCCUCCUGAUGCAAGGGCCUCAAACCCACAUCUCUGCCCGCCUUCGGGAUUUCAUCGUCAUUAAUGUCGAUCCAAAAAGUAUUCACAAAAAGGCCAUCUCUAUCGUAGGAGACGAGGUGUUUAGUUUCAGUACGAGUCUGACCCCCAAGGCUACAGAAGGAGCCGGCUACGCAGACACCUCCAAGACAGACGGGAACGUCCAGCUCAACGUGGGCUGCGUCCAAGUCGUCUACCUCCACAAGUUCGUCAUGUCUCUGCUGAAUUUCAGCAACAACUUCCAGACGGCCAAAGAGGCCUUGAGUGUGGCCACGGCCCAGGCAGCAGAGAAGGCAGCCUCCAGCAUCAGGGACUUUGCCCAGAAGAGUUUCCGUCUCUCCAUGGACAUCAGGCUGAAGGCCCCUCUCAUCAUCAUCCCCCAGUCCUCCACCUCGCACAAUGCACUGGAGGUGGAUCUGGGGCUCAUCACCGUGGGCAACAGCUUCUCUCUACUUGCUGUGGAGGGAUGUCCACUUCCUGCUGUCAUUGACCACAUGGACGUACAGCUCACACAGCUCAAACUGUCCAGGAUUUACAUGGAAAAAGACUCUCAGUCCAGUACUGAGCUGCUGCAGCCUGUCAACCUGCUCCUAACAGUGAAGAGGAACCUGGCUGCAGCAUGGUACCAGAAGAUGGCUGCCAUAGAGGUAGACGGAGACCUCAAGCCCAUGAAGGUUGCCCUGAGUCAGGACGACCUAACAGUCCUGUUGAGGAUCCUGAUGGAGAACAUUGGAGAAGCCAGCGGUCUUCAGCCAGACCAACACACCAGCCCCGACACGGCAGCCCUGAAACACAAGACUACGCUGAUGCUCAAAACAGACUACCCCAAAGAUGGUGUUGAGAACAUGGUUGAACUUCCAGAACAACCGGUAGAAGAGGAACCCCUGGAAACCAUGAAGUUUAUCUUCAACAUAGAGUCCCUGGGACUGGUCCUGUACAGCAAUGACCCUAAACAGGUGUCAGCAGUGUCUCAACACCAGGAGAGGCUGUGUCUGGGGGAGUUGACCCUUCACCUGAUGAAGGCUUCAGGGAAGAUGUUUAACAACGGAGCCAUGGAGGUCUCUACCAUCCUCACAGCCUGCACCCUGGACGACAUGAGGACGGGCGUACAGAGAGUCACCUCGCGGAUGCUGGGUAAGCGUGACGAGACGAGCGAGGAAGCCAUGAUAGACGUGACGUACACGCAGAGUGCCAGCGAGCGCCAGGUGGUGGCGGUGUUACAGAAGCUCUAUCUGUGUGCCAGCGUUGAGUUUCUCAUGGCAGUGGCAGACUUCUUCAUUCAGGCCCUGCCCCAGAGCUCUGCCCAGGACGUGCCCACUAACACCAUGCUAGCCCUGCCAGACCUGGCCAAGACCUCCCAGCUACCCCUCAAACAUGAUGGGAAUGUAUUUCCCAGGACCAAGCUGCGUGCUGUCAUACUAGACCCAGAGGUGGUGUUUGUGGCUAACCUGAUGAGUGCGGACGCUCCGGCCCUGGUGGCCUCCUUCCAAUGUGACUUCAGUCUGAAGCUAGAGCCUGGGGGACAAAGCAUGACGGCCAACCUCAGAGAGCUCAAAGUUCUGGCCUGUCCCUUCAUCAGGACCAAUGAGAACAAGGUGGUCACCACGGUGCUACGUCCGUGUUCUGUCUUCCUGGAAACCAAAACCCACCCCGACCAACCCCUUACCGGCUCUGUGACUGUGGAGGAAGUCAUUAUCAAAAUCUCCCCGGUCAUCCUGAACACAGUGAUGACCAUCACGGCAGCCAUGACUGCUAAACCUAAAGACAAGGCAGCGGAGGAGGAGAAGACUGAGGUCAGCGACCUGUGGUCCACCAUGAACAUCUACACCUGCAACUACUGGUUCCUGGGUGUGGACUCUGCCAGCGAGGUGACGGAGAGUUUCAGUGACCAGGACGGCCGUAACUUUGGGGAGAGUUUCAAGGUGGAUGUGAAGGUGAUUCAGGUGACCAUGGAGUCUGGUCUGGGCCACAGGACGGUCCCCCUGCUGCUGGCUGAGAGCUCUCUGUCUGGGACGGCCAAGAACUGGUCCUCCCUCCUCUACCUCUGCUCUGACAUGACCCUGGAGGUGAACUACUUCAAUGAGACCCAUGCUGUCUGGGAACCGCUGAUAGAGAGAGUGGAGGACGGCAAACGCAGGUGGAACCUCAAGCUAGAGAUGAAGAACAACCCUGUGCAGGAUAAGAGCCCUGUUCCCGGGGACGACUUCGUGGUUCUCCCCGAGCCGCGCACCGCCAUCAACAUCUGUUCCAGAGACACCAUGAACAUUACGGUCUCUAAGUGCUGCCUCAAUGUCUUCACCAACCUAGCCAAGGCAUUCUCUGAGGGCACAGCCUCUACCUUUGACCACAGUCUGAAGGAGAAGGCCCCCUUCACCAUCCGUAAUGCGCUGGGCAUCCCCCUCACCGUGCAGCACAGUGCCAACCUGCGGGUGGUGGCCUCCUCUGGGCAGGGCAAGCUCCACGAGGUGGGGGUAGGGCAGAGCGUGGACCUGGAGUACUCCGGGUUGGGAACCUCGGCGCGGGGAAAACUGUCUGCCUUGCAGCGCCAGGAGAGCUGCCUCUUCAACCUCAGCAUCGUUCCUACAGGUUACAGUGAGAUCUCCAACCUGGCGGUGGAUAAGCCUGGCAGGAGGCUGUAUAACGUGAGAGAUCCCGUGCUGCAGGAGAACGUGUCUGUAUUGCUACAGAUUGACGCCUCGGAAGGAAACAAGGUCAUCACUGUCCGCUCUCCGCUACAGAUCCAGAACCAUUUCUCAGUCCCGUUUGCCAUCCUGAAGUAUUGUCCCAAAUCCAGAGGGAUGGUUAAUAUAGGACUGGCAGAGCCCGAGAAAGAGUCUGAUGUAGCCCUGGACUCAUACAGGUGUCAGCUCUUCCUCCAGCCAGCCGGGCGCCUGGAGGGCCAGUACGGCCCGUCGUCUAGCUGUAUCGCCUGGAAGGAGCAGGUCCACCUGAGCUCUGAGGUGCGGUCCCUUCUCCAGUGUCCGUCGGCAGACAGCAGCUUCCUGCCCCUCCAGGUGACCACCUUGGCCACACCAGAUCACCUGUCCUUCAUUUCCUCCCAGCGAGAGGACGACUGGGACCCUGCCUACGUCAUCCACCUCCACCCCGCUGUGACCCUCCGGAACCUGCUACCUUACAGCAUCAGAUACCUACUGGAGGGCUCAGCAGAUUUCCAUGAGCUUCAGGAGGGCAGCACAGCAGACAUCCUGGACGCCCGUAUAGGAGGUGAGAUCAUGGAGAUGGUCCUGGUUAAAUACCAGGGUCGGAACUGGUCCGGCCGUAUCCGUAUCGCCCAGGACAUGCAGGAGUUCUUCCCUGUGUGUUUCACCUGCGACUCGGCGGAGAAGCUGACCGUGGACCUGAGCGUGCACGUGACGCGGCAGCGUGGACGUCUGGCGCUGGCGGUCUUUAGCCCCUACUGGGUCGUCAAUAAGACGUGCAGGGUUCUGCAGUACCGAGCAGAGGACGUCUACGUCAAACAUGCUUCGGACUUCAGGGACGUCGUCCUCUUCUCCUUCAGGAAGAAGAACAUCUUCAGCAAGAACAAGGUGCAGCUCUGUGUGUCCACCAGUUCCUGGUCUGAUGGCUUCUCAUUGGAUACGGUGGGGAGUUAUGGGUGUGUCAGAUGCCCUGCCAACACCAUGGACUAUCUGGUUGGCGUCAGCAUUCAGAUGAGUAGUUUCAACCUGACCAAGAUGGUGACCAUGAGUCCGUUCUUCACGCUGGUCAACAAGUCUUCCUACGAGCUGGAGGUGGGAGAGGUGCGGACUGAGGAGGGCAGCGUCAACGGGAAGUGGCACUACAUCUCCUCUACAGAGUGCCUCCCUCUCUGGCCAGAGUUGAUCACAGGGAAGCUGUGUGUCAGAGUAGUGGGCUCAGACUCCAAGUCCAAGUCCUUCUUCUUCAACAAGCAGGACAACGGCACCCUGCUGGGCAUGGACCAGGUCAGUUAUGGAGGUGUGAUAGUCGACGUGAACAUCUCAGACAACUCUACUGUGAUCAGCUUCACUGACUAUUAUGAUGGAGCUGCUCCAGCUCUCAUAGUCAACCACACACCCUGGGUUACCAUCACCUACAGACAGAGCGGUUCUACAGAGAGCAGAGCGCUGAAUCCGGGAGAGGCCCAGAGGUUCGCCUGGGACGACCCUGCAGGGGUCCGCAAACUCAGCUGGAAGUGUCAGGAGCACAGCAGUGGAGAACUGGGCCUGGUUAAGGAUGAGUGUGGUCAGUUUGCGUACGACGGUCUGUCCCAGAUCCACUGGGUGUCCUUCCUGGAUGGUCGCCAGCGAGUGCUGCUCUUCACCGAGGACGUUGCCGUGGUGACCAAGGCGCGGCAGGCGGAGGAGCUAGAGCAAUUCCAACAGGAAGUGAACGUGUCGCUGCAGAACCUUGGCCUGUCACUCAUCAACAACGACAACCGCCAGGAGAUCGCAUAUGUCGGCAUCACCAGUUCUGGUGUGGUGUGGGAGUUGAGACCUAAGAACCGCUGGAAGUCUUUCAACCAGAGGAACAUCGGGCUGUUGGAGAAGGCCUACCAGAAACACCUGGCUGGAGGCACACCUGAGCCCGGCUGGGUCAAACUGGAGACCAACUUAGAGGUGAACUUUGGGAAGGUUCCCAUGGUGAUGCGUCAGCCCUUUUCCAGUAAUAUCAGGAGGAACUUCCUGUCUGGGAUUCACGUGGAGUUUAAACAGUCACCUCAUCAGAGAAGUCUCCGGGCCCAGCUACACUGGCUACAGGUAGACAACCAGUUGACUGGAGCGAUAUUUCCCAUUGUAUUCCACCCUGUUCCUCCUCCGAAGUCCAUCGCUCUGGACUCAGAACCAAAGCCUUUUAUGGACGUCAGCAUCAUCACCAGGUUUAACCAACACAGUCAGGUCACGCAGUUCAAGUACUUCAUGGUACUGGUCCAGGAGAUGGCUGUGAAGAUUGACCAGGGAUUCCUGGGAGCCAUCUUGGCCCUGUUCACUCCAGCUGCUGAAUCACAUGUGGACAAACAGAAGACCAAGCUGAUAGAGAAGGACUUGGAGAUGUUACAGGCUGAAUUGAUGGAGGCGUCCAUGACAGACAACUCAGGCCUCAGCUUCUUUGAAUACUUUCACAUCUCCCCCAUCAAACUCCACCUCAGUCUGUCUCUGGGCUCUAGUGGAGACGAGUCUGGUCAACAGGAGAUGAUGACCAUCCAGUCAGUCAACCUUCUGUUGAAGAGUCUUGGAGCGACACUCACCGACGUAGACGACCUCAUCUUCAAACUUGCCUACUAUGAGGUGAACUACCAGUUUUACAGGACAGAGAAGCUGAUGUGGGCUGUGAUCAGACAUUACAGUGAGCAGUUCCUGAAACAGAUGUAUGUGUUGGUGCUGGGCCUGGACGUCCUGGGGAACCCGUUCGGCCUGAUCAGAGGCCUGUCUGAAGGAGUGGAGGCCUUCUUCUACGAGCCCUUCCAGGGAGCUGUUCAGGGACCCGAGGAGUUUGCUGAGGGCUUCGUGAUCGGAGUACGCAGUCUACUGGGUCACACCGUCGGUGGUGCUGCAGGCAUGGUGUCUCGUAUUACAGGGUCAGUGGGUAAAGGACUGGCUGCCAUCACCAUGGAUAAAGAGUACCAGCAAAAAAGACGAGAGGAGAUGAACAGACCACCUAAAGACUUUGGAGAGAGUCUGGCCAAGGGAGGCAUGGGAUUCUUUAAGGGGGUCGUUGGUGGGGUAACAGGCAUCGUCACCAAACCUGUAGAAGGGGCCAAGAAGGAGGGCGCGGCAGGGUUCUUCAAGGGCAUAGGGAAGGGUCUGGUGGGGGUGGUGGCCAGGCCGACAGGGGGCAUCGUAGACAUGGCCUCCAGCACCUUCCACGGCAUACAGAGGGUGGCAGAGUCGACAGAGGAAGUGACCAAGCUGAGGCCGGUCAGACUGAUCCGAGAGGACGGAAUCAUCAGACCUUACGACCAGGAGGACGCCAAGGGUUACGACCUAUUCCAGAGGUCAGAGAUCAAGCAGCUGGAAGGAGAGAUCUUCAGACAACACUGUUUGUACCCUGGACACAGGAAGACCAACGUUAUAGUGACCAACAGGAGAGUGAUGUGUGUGAAGGAGGUGGAUUUUGUGGGACACUUCAACAAAGAGUGGGAGUGUCUGUUUGAGCAUUUCUCCAGGCCUCCGUACGUGGAAGGAGGGGACCUGAUGAUCUACUGCAAGGAACAGAACAAGUUUACGUUCCAAAAGAGAGAUGGACAGGAACCUAUGAGAGUGCUGCACCUCAAGUACCCUGCAACCGCCCAGAAACUGUGUGAGGCCAUAGAGCAGGCGCAGUCGGCCCAGAGGCAGCAUCGGAUGGUGAAGCAAAAAUCACAGCGCUUUCUCAAACCGGGAGACAAGUGUUGAUGUCAUCACCGACCAGAACGAUGUCACCGCUGCCCAGAAUGAAGUCCUGAUUACCCAGAAUGAUGUCAUGGUUACCCAGCCUGACGUAAUCGCUACUCAGUAGGUCACCACCACCCAGAAUGUCACCACUGAUCAGCCGGUACACUGUUCCUGCUACAGUACUGCCCAGCCCAACACACUGCUACAGUACUGCCCAGCCCAACACACUGCUACAGUACUGCCCAGCCCAACACACCGCUACAGUACUGCCCAGCCCAACACACUGCUACAGUACUGCCCA